Messenger RNA from Ostrinia nubilalis (European corn borer), 3711 nucleotides. RefSeq lists its product as uncharacterized. Bases 296 to 2698 code for a protein of 800 amino acids. The record is from RefSeq and is a predicted model, not a curated record. NCBI's taxonomy places the organism in Eukaryota, Metazoa, Arthropoda, Insecta, Lepidoptera, Crambidae. The transcript has 5 exons.
ACAUUGGUUGCAUCUAUCUUCGGAGAAACAACCAUUCUAUUUUUCGUAUUAAAAGUAAUUGAAAUCGUUUAAACUGGCGCUCUUUAUCAGUUAAUUAAGCCAAUUUAUUCGUCUUUAAUAGUAUUUGAUCGUGGGCGGAUCCGGAACGGCUUGCUACAAAGAGCUUAAAGCUUGCUAGUCAGUUCACUGGUAGUUCUCAACUUGUGAAGUUCACACUACAUUCAUAGAAAGAUCUUGAAGUGAUUUUGAGUUAUUGAUUUUCUAAACACCCUAAUUUCUGCAAGAUUUUUUCAGGAUGUCCAGGUCAGAGCCAAGAGACCCUAGAAUAGCACCCAAAGAAAUGAUCAUCACCCGUUUCAAGUCAGCCCAACAGAAGAAGAAACAGCAAGAACAGUUCGGCUUGUCGAUACAGCCUGCCAAAAAACCGCCUCAACCUCCCCAAAAUCUUAAAUUACCACAAACGAUCACAAAAGUAACGCAAAAUGUCCCCAAAGUAACACAAACUGCCACAAAAUUGCCCCAGACUGUGACAAAAGUGACGCAGAACAUCUCAAAAGUGCAAUCGGUCAAAACACCUGACACGGUGCAGAAAUCAAAGUCGAAAAAAGCCAAGGGUGAGAGCAGUGUUAGCAAGCCGAGCAGUCCGAUACUGAUUGAGGAUGACAGCCCGGAGUAUUAUCCGGAGAAAUUGAAACGGGCUCCGGGGUCGAGGAAAGUUUUUAUGAAACCGAAGCAGAAGUCAACGAUGGUUGCUAGAACUAAUAAGAGGAAGUUUAAUACGCCUAAACGAGGUGUAAAAUCCCCGCUCCCCCGUUCACCGAAGCACACAUUCUCCCAAGAGGAAUGUCCAGUCUACUCUGAGUUGAGCAUGGAAGAAGUCAUUCGGAUAGUGGAAGAAAAUGACAGCCUUGAUGAUGAUGAUCUGAUGGAGAUACUGACUUGUCCCAGCCCGGUGUGGUGGGAGGAGCCGCCUGAUGAGAUGUAUAUUGAAGAAGCGAUUUGCUCAAGAAAACCAGAAGAAAACGCCACCGGAAAAAAGAAGAGUCCGAUCAGGGAAAGGUGUCUGAAUACUCUACGAAACUCCUCAAAAUUGGGUAAGAAAAUCAAAACCCAAGUGUCUGAUAUACCUGCCAAACCUGCUACUGCCCCAGAGUCCAACAUACCUGAUAAGUCUGCUAAAAUAGCUACAGAAAAACCAGUCGAAGUGAAAAAAGACGAAAAAUUCAUCAAGAAAAGCAAAAAGCUUGAAAAUGUUCUUGGGAAUAUCAAGAAUAAAGCGAGUAAAGAUACUGAUGUCAUAUCCAAGAGUAUUAAACAAGAAUUGAUAACUAAUGAAGAGAAAUCACAAGUCGAAACUAGUGAGAACGAAGCUGUAUUAGCUGAAGCUGUGAAAUCAAAUGACGUGCCUAGUUUGGUUGAAACUAAGAAAGACGUUCCUAAAACAGUUGAAAAUGUCAAUAAAACUACCGAACCAGUGAUCAAUGUCAAGAAAGAAGUAGAACGUGCAAAGAAGAAGAAACUGUCAGAAAGUACAGAAGAUUCGUUCGGAGAUCUGAAUUGUAGAAACCAAGAGAUGCUGCUAGAUUUAGAAAACAUGGACAUUCCUGUUCAAGAGAGCGCAGCGUCACCAGAUUGUAUGAUUAUUAUUGAUGACAAUACGAGCAAAGUCAUCGAUUUGGAUGACGAUGACAAAGAACAUCAAGAUGAUAAAAAUACUGAUAAGAAAGCCACUGGAGUUGGAAAUGAAAGUGAUGCUAACAAUGAUAUUAAAGCUGAUGAAAAUCCAUCAACAAAUAUUGAUAAUCAAACAAAAUUACAUUCCGAAACAGCCAGAGAAAUCGACGCAGAAUCUCUGGUGCCAAAAAACAUGCCGCCACUCACAAAACGUCCUAAAAUCAACAACACAGCGUUCGCGUCCCCCAAUUCAUAUAAAAGCAUUUCCGAUGAUGUCACUGAAAGUUCUAGCGUUUCAAAUACUGAUGGAAUGGAUACCAUAUCUGAUACGAACAUAAAAUACAUCAUGGAUGAUGAUUUAGAUGAAGUUAUGGAUAACAACAAAAUUGAUAACAUCAAAGAUAGCAAUCAAGGAACAAAUGAUCCGAAAAUCAAUGUUAAAGAUGAAAAAUUCGAAUUGAAUGAGCUCACAAUUCUAUCAGACACAAACGAUCCAAAAUCUAAAGACGCGUAUAUUACUGUAUACAAAAUCAUGUCCAACGAAGAAUCAGUGAUUAAACCGACGAACAAAUUUAAAGAUAUACCAGAAUAUUCUAGCUAUGUUGAAAACUUGAUACAGGUUGAGACCAAGCAAGAAUUUAUUGAUGAAAGUUUAGAAAACGAAAUACAGGAAUUACCUGUGGAUGCGAAAGGGCAAUUGAACUCCUUUUUCAAAAAAUGCAAAUAUGCGAAUCGAAAACGCAAAAGGGUGGAUCCUAAAGACAAAAUUGUCGAUGAUACCGAAUGCAAAUCGCCGAAGAAAUCUAUCACAGUUGUUCAAGAAGACAACGUAAAAUUAUGCUUGAAAUGUUCUGCCAUAUUUGACACAGAAGAAUGCAACUUCUGCCUCAAAUCGCAGAAGGAAAGUAAGGAUGUGGACAAAAGUUAUAUGUGUGAUAAGUGUGACUAUGUAGGGGAAAGUACGAGUAAUGUGAUUGUGCAUUUGGAAGAGCAUAUGCGCUCUGCAGAUGAGGGCAAAACGUAGUUAUGUAGGAACGUGUAAAGUCCGGUCGCCGAGCACGUAGAAUUUUGUCCAAUGACCCCAAGCUACCCAUCCUUAUCGCUCGCGCGUAAUUACAUUGCUGUCGCGACUGUGCGACGGGCGCCCGCAGUGAGUGUGCGAGCGCGACAGCAACAUAAUUACGCGCGAGCGAUAAGGAUGGGUAGCUUGGGGUCAUUGGACGAAAUUCUACGUGCUCGCAUACCAGACUAUAGUUGUGUAUUUUAUUUAGUACGGUUACUUAUAAGUUACUUCGUCACUCGAAAUCUGAACGGUCUUGCCCCAAGAUAUUGUACGAAAUCCUGUAGACCGGGUUCACAGAACACAACACAAAAUGCAAGUGUGUAUUUUUGAUUUUGUGAAAACAAGAAAUCUUUUUUCUUGGUUUCAUACUAUACUCACAUGCUCGUCGAGGAUCGUAUUUGUAUGACGCCCGUAUUCACAAACGAUGCUUGCUUAAGUGAAGCAGCAAAUCGAACGCAGAGCGUUGAAUAGAGCUCUGAUUGGUUCGUGUGUCACCCUGUGCGUCCACGCGCACUGUGAGACCUCAUAGUAUUGUUUGUGAAUACGGGCGUGAGACAAUUUGUACAUACAACCUGGUCGAGCUAACUGCGUACCUCGUUCGAAUGGCUAUGUGACGUCACGGCCGCCACGUGUGUCGUAAACUCGAUUGGAGAUUGUAUAAGUGAAAUUGUUAAUAUAGCUAAAAUCGAUGUUCGUUAGUGCCAACAUUUUGUCGGUUUUCGUUCAUUAUUUCUAUUAAUAUGAAAAAGUUGACGGUUCGGUCACCCAUCAAGUUGUAUCCUCGCGCCAAGUCGUUUGACUUUUACUUAGUUAUGUUAUGUUUAUCUGAUUGUAAAUAGAUCUCAAUGUACUGACUGAUGUUUUUUCUUACAUUUUGUUGAAUGUAUUGUUUACUGGAUAUUUGUAAGUGUACAAAAAUGUAAAUAGGUUAGUGUAGUAUGUAGUGUAUGUUAAUCGUUGACUAUCAUGAAGUA